AUACAAUUUAAUGUGAUUCAGUAAAAACAAUAGAAAUUAACUCAUUAAUAAAUCAUCUAUUUUCUUAGCUAUUAGAUGAAGGAUUCGUAAAGUUUUAUAAAAUCAAUAAUAAAGAAAAUAAAAAGGAAUUACAAAAAAAAAUGCUUGUAGAUGGAAAAAAGGACGGAGUUACUACAAUCCCUGGAUUGAAUCAGAUACAAUUUGAAGGAUUUUGUAGGUUUAUUGAUCAAGGUUUAAUCGAAGAACUUUCUAAGUUUCAAAAAAUUGAAGAUCUCGAUCAAGAAAUUCAGUUUCAUUUAUUUGUGGAAACAUCUCAAUUGGUAGAACCAUUGAUCAAGGAAAGAGAUGCUGUGUAUGACUCACUCACAUAUUCUUCUGAAUUCUAUGUAUUGGCAGGAUUAAUUUGGAAAGCAAGUAAGGAUCAAUCUACACGUAUGCAAGAACAAAUCAUUUUUCUUGGCAGCAUUCCUCUAAUGAAUUCCCUGGGAAGUUUUAUAGUAAAUGGAAUCUAUAGAAUUGUGAUCAAUCAAAUACUACAAAGCCCUGGCAUUUAUUACCGGUCAGAAUUGGACCAUAACGGGAUUUCGGUUUAUACCGGCACAAUAAUAUCAGAUUGGGGAGGAAGAUCAGAAUUAGAAAUUGAUAGAAAAGCAAGAAUAUGGGCUCGUGUGAGUAGGAAAAAAAAAAUAUCGAUUUUAGUGCUAUCAUCAGCUAUGGGAUUAGAUCUAAGAGAAAUUAUAGAAAAUGCCUGUUAUCCUGAAAUUUUUUUAUCUUUUCUUAGUGAUAAGGAUAAAAAAAAAAUUGGUUCAAAAGAAAAACGCGAUUCUGGAGUUUUUAUAAAAAAUUCGCUUGCGUAGGCGGUGAUCUAUUAGUGUAUGAAUACUUAUGUAAGGAAUUACAAAAAAAAAUUUUUUCACCAAAGAUGUGAAUUAGGACAGCUUGGUCGACGAAAUAUGAACCGAAGACUUAAUCUUGAUAUACCCCAGAAUAAUACUUUUUUGGUACCACGAGAUAUAUUAGCAGCCGCCGAUCAUUUGAUUGCACUCAAAUUUGGAAUGGGUACACUUGAUGAUAUGAAUCAUUUGCAAAAUAAACGUAUUAGGUCUGUAGCGGAUCUUUUACAAGAUCAAUUUGGAUUGGCUCUCGUUCGUUUCGAAAAUGUCGUUAAAAGCACUAUAUGUGGAGCAAUUCGUCAUAAAUUAAUACCCACUCCUCAGAAUUUGGUAACUUCAACUCCCUUAACAACUACGUAUGAAUCUUUUUUCGGGUUACACCCAUUAUCUCAAGUUUUAGAUCAAACCAAUCCAUUGACACAAAUAGUUCAUGCAAGAAAAUUUAGUUAUUUAG
This is a messenger RNA of Cuscuta europaea, 1347 nucleotides long. Lineage: Eukaryota; Viridiplantae; Streptophyta; Magnoliopsida; Solanales; Convolvulaceae. The record is from the annotation of a GenBank genome assembly.